This is a messenger RNA of Kwoniella mangroviensis CBS 8507, 1098 nucleotides long. RefSeq lists its product as uncharacterized. The record is from RefSeq and is a predicted model, not a curated record. The coding region runs from base 1 to 1098 and encodes 365 amino acids. Lineage: Eukaryota; Fungi; Basidiomycota; Tremellomycetes; Tremellales; Cryptococcaceae. The transcript is spliced from 3 exons.
AUGGGACACUCCAACUUGACGCCAGAGAUAUGGUCAAUGAUCUUCAGCUUUUGUAUGGAACCCUCACACCAAGAUAAACAGAUAUCCCAACCCACUUUGGUAAAGCUAUUACGAGUCAGCUCGACCUUCUUUCUAAUCGCUGGACGAUUGUUAUAUCGGGAUGUUGUGAUUGGAAAUCUCGGUGGAUUGCUCCUUGGAAUAAACAAGACGGAGUUACCUGAUGAAAGGAAGAAUACAGAGCACUUGUCAGAUCUGAAGUUGAUUAGAGUAGGAAACACCAAGCUACCACUAAUUCGAUGUAUCAGGAAUAUCACAGUUACACCUUAUUCCUCUGAAGACGAAGUCAACAAUAUAUCCGAAAUCAUUCUUGACCAGCAGAUAUGCUACAUCCAAGUCAAGUCCAUCCUUAAAGUGCUCUCCAACGGAUCUUUCAAUGUAGAUGUCCAAUCAUUGACGAUUGGGUCAGGCUCAGCUCCAAAAUCAAAGGAGAUUGAAAGAAUUCAGUCCCGAUUCUUCUGUGAGAUCCACUCAAUUCGUCGAAAACUACUAGAACUGUUCAAACCGGAAGUAUGGACAGAGUACAGCCCAUUACAUGGAUACUGUUUCGAACCCCUUCAGUCUGAUUUUACCAAUGUCAAAAGGAUAUUACCUGAGGUGGUUAAUAUAUAUACGACGCUGGAAGGUACUUUCCCACUGGUAUGGGGUACACUCAAUCGAACCAUCGUUAGAAGAAAGGAAAACAGACCAGUUCAAGGGAUGCCAGACAUGUCUGUACUAAUGGUGAAUCCGGAGACUAUCCCCGAAGAGUUGGAUAUGAUCUCGUACCCGAGGUUCAAUGAGAAGACCAAGAUUGAGAUAUAUGGGUUGGAGAAAUUAAUAGCUGUUUCAAAUCCAAUCGAUGGUGAGCAUGACCCGGAUGAUCGUAAAGAGGAAUCGGAGAUGAGAACUCUUGCAAGGGUGGAAAACAGGAUCAGGGAAGGAUCGAAUGUAACGUCAGAAGGGAGAUGGAUCAGAUCGGGUAAGAAGGCAUUCUCCAUCGGGUUAUCAUUAGAUGUAGAUGAUCAGGAUCAAUCGGGCAAUGAUGAAUCAUCAGGAUAA